Molecule: messenger RNA, 692 nt
Organism: Arabidopsis thaliana (thale cress)
Lineage: Eukaryota; Viridiplantae; Streptophyta; Magnoliopsida; Brassicales; Brassicaceae
Exons: 1
Coding region: 99-530 (143 amino acids)
Source: RefSeq, marked reviewed
AAUUAAAUGCUUUUCGGAGACUAUAAAACCUUAGUUUUCUCUAUAAAUAAACUAUUCUCUUUUCUUCAAAAAACCAAAUCCAACACUCGCCCAAAAGAAUGGCUACAAAACUCAAUCUCCUCUUCACGAUUUUGCUUCUCACACUAACACUCUCUCACUCACGCCCGGCCCGACCCGAAUCAUCAUCAUCAACCGGAUCCUACUCGGAUCAGCUCAAGAAACACUCUAAAGAUAACUAUAACAAGGGCUAUGGAUCAGGAGGAUACCCUGGCCUUACAACCGAACCAGCAACCGGUUUUAUUUUACCGGGUUCCGGUCCUGGCGGUAGUUACAGCGAACUUAGCGGCGGAUAUAGCAAAGGACGUGGGGUGAGACUAACGGUGAUGUGUGAAGAGAAAGGUCAUUGUUACAUGAAGAAGCUGACUUGUCCGGCAAAGUGUUUCAAGUCUUUAAGCCGGAAAGGCAAAGGAUACGGUGGUGGUGGUGGUGGUUGCACCAUUGAUUGUAAGAAGUGUGUGGCUUAUUGUUGAAAUGUGAAUGUCGUGGGAAAUUUUUAUUUAUAUAAUAUAAUAGCAUAUAGUCUUUAGUUUUUAUUUUUGUUUUCUAGAUUUGGUGCGUUUUGAUUUGGUCAAUAUACCCAAAAUAUUGCUAAUGGAAUGGAGCAACCCUAGCAAAAAGAGAACGGUGCUGUC